Anolis sagrei ordinatus is the source of this 1507-nucleotide messenger RNA. RefSeq names its product DEAD-box helicase 25 (gene DDX25). Gene Ontology annotation, molecular function: RNA helicase activity; ATP binding; RNA binding. Gene Ontology annotation, biological process: poly(A)+ mRNA export from nucleus. Gene Ontology annotation, cellular component: nucleus; cytoplasmic stress granule. NCBI's taxonomy places the organism in Eukaryota, Metazoa, Chordata, Lepidosauria, Squamata, Anolidae. The record is from RefSeq and is a predicted model, not a curated record.
GCGCGCUGCUUCGAGGCCGGGAGGAUGCUGGAGGCGCAGGCCGCCUUGAAGAAGGCCGCGGUGGGGAGGGGGUCCCUGCUUAGACCUCCUGCCUCCUCCACCACUCUGAAGAAUGCCAGGUGUCCUCAGUCUUUCUCUUUUUCGGGGAGACAUAAUGAAACAACCAGCAAUAGAAACAUGGCAAUUUUGAAUAAUGAUGACGAUGAGGAUGAUGACAGAGUGACUUUGGAUGAAGCCUCCCUCUUAAAUAAGUUGAUAAGAAAAUCUCUAGUGGAAUCCAGUCACAAUGUGGAGGUUCUGCAGCGGGAUCCCAGAUCACCACUGUUUUCUGUGAAAACUUUUGAGGAAUUGCAUUUAAAACCUGAAUUGCUGCAUGGUGUUUAUGCCAUGGGCUUCAAUAGACCAUCCAAGAUACAAGAAACUGCACUACCGAUGAUUCUGGCUGACCCACCCCAAAAUCUUAUAGCACAAAGUCAGUCAGGGACAGGCAAAACGGCUGCUUUUGUUCUGGCAAUGCUGAGCAGAGUAAAUCCAAAACAGAGAUUUCCACAGUGCCUCUGUGUGGCCCCCACCUAUGAAUUGGCUCUGCAAACUGGACGAGUAGUUGAGAAAAUGGGACAGUUCUGUGACAACAUAAGAGUUACGUAUGCUGUUCGAGGGAACAGAUUGCUAAGAGGGAGUGUAGUAGAAGAGCAGAUAGUGAUUGGAACCCCGGGGAGCCUGCUCGAUUGGUGUUUCAAGCUCAAAUUUAUGGAUGUGCGAAAAAUAAGAGUGUUUGUGCUGGACGAAGCCGAUGUCUUGAUGAGCAAACAAAAUUUCACAGACCAAUCUGUCCGUAUUCAAAGGGCAUUAUCAGAAGACUGCCAGAUGCUCCUCUUCUCCGCAACUUUUGAGGACCCUGUGCUGCAGUUCGCUACGCGCAUUGUCCCUGACCCAAACAUUAUUAAACUCCGCCGAGAGGAGCUGACUCUCGAGAAUAUCAGACAGUAUUACUUUCAGUGUGAGAACAUUGAAGAUAAAUACAGAGCUUUGUGCAAUAUUUAUGGCAGCAUCACUAUUGGCCAGGCGAUUAUCUUCUGCCAGACACGUAAAAAUGCCAGCUGGCUCUACUGGUCCUUGACAAAAGAUGGCCACCAAGUGUCGCUGCUGAGUGGGGAGCUGACUGUUGAGCAAAGGGCGGAGGUGAUCCAGAACUUUCGGGAUGGGAAGGACAAAGUCCUCAUCUCGACCAACGUCUGCGCCAGAGGUAUUGAUGUGAAGCAAGUCACAAUCGUGGUCAACUUCAGUCUGCCAACCAAAGCGAUGUAUCUUGCUGAUUUUGAGACUUACCUGCACCGCAUUGGGCGGACGGGUCGCUUUGGGAAGAAAGGCAUAGCGUUCAACAUGGUUGAAAAGCACAACUUACCUCUUCUAUUCUCAAUUGAAGAGCAUUUCAAGAUCAUUAUAAAGAAACUUGAUCCUGAAGAUAUAGAAGCACUGGAAAAUACAGAAGACUGAUUCCCCCCCC